Molecule: messenger RNA, 3369 nt
Organism: Saccharomyces kudriavzevii IFO 1802
Lineage: Eukaryota; Fungi; Ascomycota; Saccharomycetes; Saccharomycetales; Saccharomycetaceae
Gene: ISW2
Product: DNA translocase
Exons: 1
Coding region: 1-3369 (1122 amino acids)
Biological process (GO): nucleosome organization; regulation of transcription by RNA polymerase II
Cellular component (GO): nucleus; chromatin
Molecular function (GO): histone binding; DNA binding; nucleosome binding
Source: RefSeq, a predicted model, not a curated record
AUGACGACCCAGCAAGAGGAAGAUCAACUACAUGACUCCGAGAACGAUGAAAACCAAUCAUCUUUAGAAGGCCUGACGGAUACUUCUGACGCAAAUUUAAAGGACGACAACAGCGAUGACGAUGAUGUUAAGCAAGGUGAAAACUCAUCAGGAAAGCAAAUUUACACAGUGGCAGAUAGACCGCCGGAAUAUUGGGCUCAAAGAAAGAAAAAAUUUCUGCUAAAUGUAGAUCCGAAAUACGCCAAGCAAAGAGACAAGUCCGACACGUACAAACGAUUCAAGUAUUUAUUAGGCGUCACAGAUCUUUUCCGUCAUUUUAUUGGUAUUAAGGCUAAGCACGAUAAAAACAUUCAAAAACUUUUAAAACAGCUAGAUUCCGAUGUCAACAAACUUUCCAAAUCACAAAACUCCAUCAGCUCCUCAUUACGUCACCAUAGAAAAACAGAAAAGGAGGAAGAUGCUGAAUUAAUGGCUGACGAGGAAGACGAAAUUGUGGACGAGUAUCAGGAAGACAUAUUCGUAUCCGAGUCCCCCUCUUUUGUCAAAUCAGGAAAAUUGAGAGACUACCAGGUGCAAGGUUUAAACUGGCUCAUUUCGUUACACGAGAAUAAAUUAUCUGGUAUCUUGGCAGAUGAAAUGGGAUUGGGUAAAACUUUGCAAACAAUCUCAUUCUUAGGUUACCUAAGAUAUGUCAAGCAAAUUGAGGGGCCUUUUUUGAUCAUAGUACCGAAAUCAACUUUGGAUAAUUGGAGACGAGAGUUCCUCAAAUGGACUCCAAACGUUAGCGUCCUCGUGUUACAUGGUGACAAAGAUUCAAGAGCCGGUAUAGUACGAAAUAUAAUCCUAGAAGCCAGAUUUGAUGUAUUAAUCACAUCUUAUGAAAUGGUUAUCAGGGAGAAAAAUGCUCUGAAAAGGUUGACCUGGCAAUAUAUCGUAAUCGAUGAAGCUCACAGGAUCAAAAACGAGCAAAGUGCGUUAUCCCAAAUAAUUAGACUGUUUUACUCCAAAAAUAGACUAUUGAUUACGGGCACGCCUUUACAAAACAAUCUCCACGAAUUAUGGGCUCUAUUGAAUUUCUUAUUACCUGAUAUAUUUGGAGAUUCUGCGGUGUUUGAUGAAUGGUUCGAACAAAAUAAUUCUGAGCAAGAUCAAGAAAUUGUGGUUCAGCAAUUGCACUCAGUGCUGAACCCUUUCUUGCUGAGAAGAGUGAAAGCAGAUGUUGAAAAAUCCUUAUUACCUAAAAUUGAAACCAAUGUUUACGUCGGCAUGACUGAUAUGCAAAUCCAAUGGUAUAAAUCGUUACUAGAAAAGGACAUAGACGCUGUUAAUGGUGCUGUCGGGAAAAGAGAGGGAAAAACAAGAUUAUUAAAUAUUGUCAUGCAAUUGAGGAAGUGCUGUAACCACCCAUAUCUUUUUGAAGGUGCAGAACCUGGUCCGCCCUACACGACAGAUGAACAUUUGAUUUUUAACGCAGGAAAAAUGAUUAUACUAGAUAAGCUACUGAAAAGAUUGAAAGAAAACGGAUCUAGAGUAUUAAUCUUCAGUCAAAUGUCAAGGCUAUUGGAUAUUUUAGAAGACUAUUGCUAUUUCAGAGAUUUUGAAUAUUGUAGAAUUGAUGGUUCUACCAGCCACGAAGAACGUAUAGAGGCUAUUGAUGAGUAUAAUAAACCAAACUCUGAAAAGUUCGUCUUUUUGUUAACUACACGUGCUGGUGGGUUAGGUAUCAACCUUGUUACAGCAGACACCGUUGUCCUUUUUGAUUCUGAUUGGAACCCUCAAGCCGACUUACAAGCAAUGGAUAGAGCGCAUAGGAUCGGUCAAAAGAAACAAGUUCAUGUUUAUCGAUUUGUUACAGAAAACGCUAUUGAAGAAAAAGUCAUCGAACGUGCCGCACAGAAAUUGAGAUUAGAUCAAUUGGUUAUACAACAAGGUACCGGUAAGAAAACCGCAUCUCUUGGUAAUUCAAAAGAUGAUCUCUUAGAUAUGAUUCAGUUUGGUGCUAAAAACAUGUUUGAAAAAAAAGCAAGCAAGGUUACUGUUGACGCAGACAUCGAUGAUAUUUUGAAAAAGGGUGAACAAAAGACACAGGAGCUAAACGUCAAAUAUCAAAGUUUAGGGCUUGAUGAUCUACAAAAAUUCAAUGGAAUUGAGAAUCAGUCUGCUUACGAAUGGAAUGGUAAAAGCUUCCAAAAAAAAUCGGACGACAAAAUUGUAGAAUGGAUUAAUCCUUCCCGAAGAGAAAGAAGGAGAGAACAAACAACAUAUUCAGUUGAUGAUUACUAUAAGGAGAUUAUCGGCGGCGGAUCUAAAUUAGCAAGUAAACAAACUCCACAACCAAAGGCACCACGUGCUCCAAAGAUUAUACAUGGUCAGGAUUUUCAAUUCUUUCCGAAGCAGUUGGAUGCCUUACAAGAAAAAGAACAACUUUCCUUCAAGAAGAAGGUUAACUACAAAGUUACCUCCUAUGAUAUUACAGGAAAUACACCAAAUGAAGGUAGUGAUGCUGAAGAAGAAGAAGAGGAAUAUAUAGAUGCGGCGGAUGGAGAAAGUCGUACAGUUCAUGAAGAACUAAAAAGGAAAAUCCAGGAGGAACAAGAAAAGAUCAACUCAGCGCCCGAUUUUACUGCAGAUGAUGAACUGGAGAAGCAAGAGUUAAUAUCACAAGCCUUUAGUAAUUGGAAUAAAAGAGAUUUUAUGGCGUUUAUCAAUGCCUGUGCGAAAUACGGUAGAGAUGAUAUGGAGAAUAUCAAGAUAUCUAUAGAUUCAAAAACGCCAGAAGAGGUCGAAAAAUAUGCCAAGGUUUUCUGGGAAAGGCUAAAGGAAAUUAGCGGAUGGGAGAAAUAUUUACACAAUGUCGAACUUGGAGAGAAAAAGAAUGAAAAACUGAGAUUCCAAGAAGCUCUAGUAAGACAGAAAAUUGAACAAUGUAAACAUCCGUUGCAUGAGCUGGUAAUACAAUACCCACCAAAUAAUGCAAGAAGAACUUAUAAUACGUUAGAGGAUAAGUUUCUGUUACUGGCGGUCAACAAAUACGGCCUUCGUGCUGACAAACUUUACGAAAAAUUGAAGCAAGAAAUUAUGAUGAGUGACCUAUUUACUUUUGAUUGGUUUAUUAAAACAAGAACAGUACACGAAUUAUCAAAGAGAGUCCAUACGCUGUUGACUUUAAUUGUAAGGGAAUAUGAGCAGCCAGAUGCAAACAAGAAGAAACGAAGUAGAACCGUAGCAACUAGAGAGGAUACUCCUCUAUCCCAGAAUGAAAGCACACGAGCUUCUACAGUUCCAAAUCUUCCAUUAGGGAUUGUACCGAAUCAAAAGGAAAUAAACGAUCAUACUGACAAAAGACCCAAAAUCGAUCAAGAAGCGUGA